AUGGGUACCUCUGUGGCUAUACUCCUUCAUGUACUGCUGCUGGUUGACAGGGCACAUUCGAAAAAAGGUGUCAAAUGCGGUGGUAUCCUGUCCUCUCCCUCUGGUAACAUUUCCAGCCCUAACUUCCCUGGUUUAUACCCGUAUAACAUCGACUGCACGUGGCUUAUCGUGGUGGCAGAAGGCUCCUCUGUGCUCCUCACUUUCCACCAUUUUGAGCUGGAGUACCAUGCCACCUGUGCGUACGACUAUAUCAAGAUUUACAAUGGCAUUUCAGAGGACGAGGGGAACCUGCUCGGGACAUUUUGUGGGGACAUCUCACCUCCUCAGUUCACAUCUUCCUGGAACGUCAUGUCCAUUAUCUUUCAUUCUGACCGGCAUGUGGCCCAUAGAGGCUUCAGCGUUGGCUACAGGAAAGAUAUGUGUGGUGGGGUUUUGAUGGGUCUGUCCGGGGUCAUCUCCAGCCCUGGUUACCCUCAGGAGUACAGCAACAACGCUGACUGUUCCUGGGCCAUUCACGUGUCCAAUAUCAGCGUGGUCAGCCUGGUCUUCCUUGACUUUCAGCUGGAAAAUAACGAGGGGUGUAACUUUGAUUUUGUGGCUUUAUUUGACGGUCCCACAGUUACACACAAACACCUGGGUAAAUACUGUGGAGCAGAGCAACCUCCGAAAAUUGUGACUACCUCCAACCAGCUCCUAGUGAUUUUUAAGUCUGACUUCAACAUAGGAGGGCGGGGCUUCAAGGCAUAUUAUUACUCAGGUGAGUGCCAGCAGGUCUUAUCAGGCGUUAGCGGUAACUUCAGUAGCCCCCACUUCCCCAAAAUCUACCCCAACAACAUCAACUGCCACUGGGGCAUCAGCCUUUCACCUGGAUACAGAAUCAAACUGUAUUUCACUGUUAUGGACCUGGAGGAGAAAAACAGUCUGAGCGAUGAGUGCGAUUACGACUAUGUGGCAGUGUAUGAUGGAGAGAGCCAGACUGACACGUUAUUGGGGCGUUGGUGUGGCAUAGACCUACCCCCCUCUCUGGUGUCAAAGGGAAACAAACUUCUGGUGGUUCUGAGCACAGACAGGAACGAGGCACAUAAAGGCUUCACUGCAUCAUAUCUUGGAGUUGUCCCGGUUAACAUCAGCUGCACGCGGUCAGAAUUCUCCAUCUUGAUCCCUCAGCAGUCCCUGCCGCAGCUCGAGAGAGAAAACAUCUACCUGGGAAACCCAUCCUGCACCGCUCAGCUCACCGCCACCGCCUACAAGAUCCAAGCUCAGUUUGUCAACUGUGGGACAGCAGGACAGAAACGGCGAAACAUCACAGUUAUGGUGAACAAACUUUACAUUGAUUUUUCUGAUGAGAAACAGAAGAACAUUCAGGAGUACAGUGUGCAGUGUGAUGCGCAGAGAAAAGUGGCUUCAGUGUCCAUCAUCUCAGCAGAAGAGCGCCACCUAGAGGAGCAGGCCCAGAAGCCCGAGGGAGACAUAGGAAACACACAGAAACAUAAUAGUGGAUCCCAUGACCUUAGCGAUAUUGUCUUCAUUAGUAUCUGUGUUCUGGCUGUCAUACUCAUGGUCAUAGCAAUUGUCUGGCUUGUGCUGCUUUAG
Messenger RNA from Periophthalmus magnuspinnatus, 1593 nucleotides. RefSeq names its product CUB domain containing protein 2 (gene cdcp2). The record is from RefSeq and is a predicted model, not a curated record. The transcript has 6 exons. NCBI's taxonomy places the organism in Eukaryota, Metazoa, Chordata, Actinopteri, Gobiiformes, Gobiidae. Bases 1 to 1593 code for a protein of 530 amino acids.